AAAUGCUGAUUUGCAAGUAUAUUAACUAUAGUGUGGCCUGUAAGUAGAAGGAGAGAUUCCUUAAAGCUUAAUGUUUAUCAUGAACGCAUUUAUCACAAAUUAGAUACGAAAUCUUAAACUAUUUCUCGUACACAAAAUAAAAAUUAGCGCUGUUUGUUUUAAAUAAGGGUGGAGUAAAUAGAAUAGGGGGUCAAUGUUCAGGAAAACUUGUCCCACGCUGAUGUAAAUCUUUCUUCCUCCGCUUUAAUUGCACGUUUUCUUUUCCAUUUUACUCAAGCAGGUUGACGAUGAGAUCAUUUCCAAGCUUAAUCCAAGUGAUUCAUAUAUGGAAUUCGCUUAUCGGAGUCAUCCUUUUUGCUCUUUUGUUGGCAGUCACUUCAAAGGUCAAGCACUUUGUCAGCAGUGGUGCAGAGAUUGCUGGUUAUGGUAACUUUCAAACAUUUGCUUAUCCUGCCACCUUUGUCUAUAUGUUUAUACCGACAAUUACAGCCACUAUUUACAGCAUCAUUCUUUCGUUCGAUCCAAGUCCCAAAUACAAAGCAUGGUCACCGUCCAGGACGAUGCAAGGAUCCAUCUCCUUUUUUGCAGCUGCCCUGUUUCUUGCUGCCUUGCUGCCCACUAUUCCAGGAGCUGAUGUUAUGACCGAUGGUUCGGCUCUUGAGUGUCUUUGGACAAAUUACAUGCAAUGGAGGGUACAGUUUAACAAUCCUGAAGUCUUCCCUUGGGUAAUGGCUAUAGAUGACGCUUGUUCAAUGCUCAAAGCUUCAGAUGCUCUUUGCUGGAUUCUAUUUAUAGGAUGGUUGGUACAAGUGAUUAAUUAUGUGCGUUCAGCGAGCCUCGCCAAGAAUUAUCUCAAACAUAAUAAAUAAAAUUUCUGAUGGAUAGAAGUGAGGGAACACUUACAGUCCAUCGCUUUGUCAAAUCAUUAUUAGGCACUAAUAAUAGGCUCUUUACGAUAAAAUACGUCGUACAAAUGCUAAUCGCAGACAUGUUAAUGCGAGCUAAAGCUAUGUGAAUUGUAUAAUGCAGCAUGCACCUAGUGGAUCCAUGCAUAUAGUCGAGAACAAAGAGCUACAAAAGAGAGAUAGUCAAUAGAAGCCAAUGUCAUGUUAGUGACAGGCAAAACGAAUUGUAUGGUUUCCCGUCUUCGUUCUAAUG
Molecule: messenger RNA, 1158 nt
Organism: Rhizopus microsporus ATCC 52813
Lineage: Eukaryota; Fungi; Mucoromycota; Mucoromycetes; Mucorales; Rhizopodaceae
Exons: 2
Coding region: 288-869 (193 amino acids)
Source: RefSeq, a predicted model, not a curated record